Toxotes jaculatrix (banded archerfish) is the source of this 954-nucleotide messenger RNA. RefSeq lists its product as uncharacterized. The record is from RefSeq and is a predicted model, not a curated record. The transcript is spliced from 2 exons. Gene Ontology annotation, molecular function: lysophosphatidic acid receptor activity. NCBI's taxonomy places the organism in Eukaryota, Metazoa, Chordata, Actinopteri, Toxotidae. The coding region runs from base 28 to 954 and encodes 308 amino acids. Gene Ontology annotation, biological process: phospholipase C-activating G protein-coupled receptor signaling pathway; positive regulation of Rho protein signal transduction.
UCUGCUGAGGCCUCCAUCCACAGAAACAUGUCAGUCAACUCCUCUUCCUCUGCUGACCUCUCCCUUCUUCCUCCUCUCUUCUCCUCCUCUAACUCCUCCCUCCAUCCUCCCAUCAACUCCUGUUUCAGGACCAAAGCGAGCAUCUUUGCCUUCUCUGCUUUCUUCAUCACCAGCCUCCUCCUCUUCCUCCCGCUCUUCAUCUUCGUCCUGUACCUGGGAUACCAGCAGUGGAGGAAGCAGCGCUUCGUUUCCACAGCAGCAGAUCUCUUCCUCUAUCACUCCAUCGCCAUGGAGCUGAAUUCAUUCUUGGGGUUCAGCUUCUUCUUCUGUGGUGGAUUCUUCAACCUCCAGGUGAUGAUGUCGGCAGGGCUCUGCCUCUGGUCCAUCACCUCCCUCGGACAGGCUCUCUUUCACAUCCUCACCUGUGUGGAGCGCUACCUGGCCGUGGUUCACCCCAUCACGUACCGGGGGCUGAGACAGGGGGGCGGGGCCCGGAUCAGGAACAUCAGCACCGGAUGCGUCUGGCUGCUGUGUUCGGGAUGGAUGACCGUACUGAACCUAACCGGCCCUGAGUUCACGAUGGUCCUGUAUCUGUGCAUCAUGGUCUCCCUCUUGGUCGUCAUGUCUUUCUGCAGCAUCUCAGUUCUCCGCGCUCUCAAGCGUCCAGGGCCAGGGGAGGUGGGCGGGAACAGGGAGCGGGCGGACCAAUCCAAGCAGAGGGCUUUCCACACCAUCGUGGCUAUAAUGGGAGUGCUGCUGUUCAGGUUCGGGGGGAAUCUGAUCGGCAACUUGCUGUUCAGCUCGUCGGCGCUGGAGCCCAGCGACCUCUGUGUGGUGCGGCUGUCUGCGUUCUGGUUAGAUCUGCCCAGCAGUUUGGUUUUACCUCUGCUGUUCCUGCACCGGGCCGGGAAGCUACGGUGCUGCAAGAGGAGUGGAGCAGAGGAACUGGGCUGA